This is a messenger RNA of Haliaeetus leucocephalus (bald eagle), 1473 nucleotides long. RefSeq names its product WNT1 inducible signaling pathway protein 3 (gene CCN6). Gene Ontology annotation, biological process: cell adhesion; signal transduction. Gene Ontology annotation, molecular function: heparin binding; integrin binding. NCBI's taxonomy places the organism in Eukaryota, Metazoa, Chordata, Aves, Accipitriformes, Accipitridae. Gene Ontology annotation, cellular component: extracellular region; extracellular matrix. The transcript is spliced from 8 exons. Bases 1 to 1473 code for a protein of 490 amino acids. The record is from RefSeq and is a predicted model, not a curated record.
AUGGGCGGUGAAGAUCUGGGGCACACGCAGAGCACAGCUAUUCUGGGCCUGCCAACAAAGGCAGGAGCAGCCGAGCGGGGAACAUCACACAAUGUAGCUCCUCAUCAGCGUGGUCCUUCUUCUGGAGCAACGUUCAGGAGGAGGAACCGAAAUCCCCCAAAGGAAAGGCAAGGCACGGAGGAGUCAAACACCCUGUGCGGCUGUGGACGCAAGAAGCGCUUUCCAAAUGCUCCCCGUGCUCUUUUCCAGGUGGUAGCCAGGGACAGAGAGGUGGUGAUAAACAGUGUGGAAACAGAUGAUAAACAGUUUGAGAAGUGCAUGUGCUCCGUGAAUAUUGCACACAGCAAGUGCAGCAUCCGAGCAGAUCGGCAGCGACUCCUAAAGCCACUGCUUCUGGAUUCACACUCAACUAUGUGCCCAUGCCCUGAGUCCCAGAAAAAAAUUGUUCAUCGUAAAUACGAUACUCAACAAAAUGUGGUCUUGGGAUGCCCACCAGCGAAGCCUGGAGAAAAACCUUCAGAAACUGGUGAAGUCCACCAGCGCAAGGAGGUUUGUCACUGGCCAUGCAGAUGCCCACCUGUGCCAACCUGCACCCCCGGGGUAAGCUUGGUGAAGGACGGUUGUGGCUGCUGUAAGGUCUGUGCCAAGCAGUCAGGAGAGACCUGCAAUGAAGCAGACAUCUGUGAUCCCCACAAAGGCCUCUACUGCGACUAUUCGGAAGAUGAGCCUAGGUAUGAAACAGGCGUGUGUGCAUAUCUGGUAGCUGUAGGAUGUGAGCUCAAUGGAGUUUAUUAUCUUAAUGGGCAGACCUUCCAACCUAACCCACUUUAUAAGUGCCUGUGUGUCAGUGGUGCAAUUGGAUGUACACCUGUAUUCACACCAAGAUUAGCAGCAAGUCCCUGCACCAGGGUCACAGGCAGAAAGAAGCCUGGACAAUCCAUCUGUGGCCCAGGACAGCACAAGCAGCUUCAAUCAACAAACUACAGACUGAUGUCAGCUUACAGAAGCUUACCGCUAGUUUUGAAGAAAAAGUGCCUAGUACAGGCAACUCCCUGGACACCCUGUUCCAGGACCUGUGGCAUAGGCAUAUCCAGCAGAGUGACCAACGAAAACAGAAAAUGUGAAAUGAAAAAAGAAAAGAGAUUAUGCUUCAUCCAGCCUUGUCUGACGAAUAUACUGAAGACAAUAAAGAUUCCAAAAGGAAAAACAUGUCAACCGACAUUCCAGCUUCCUACAGCAGAGAAACUAUUUUUUUCUGGAUGCUCAACUACUCAAAGCUACAGACUAACUUUCUGUGGGGUGUGCUUGGACAAGAGGUGCUGCAUACCUAAUAAAUCCAAAAUGAUCACUGUACAGUUUGAGUGUCCCAAUGAAGGCUUCUUUAAGUGGAAGAUGAUGUGGAUAACGUCAUGCGUAUGUCAGAGGAUUUGCACUGCUCCAGGAGAUAUAUUUUCUGAACUCAAAGUUGUAUGA